UUUACCGUUCAUUCGCCGCUACAAACAGUGUAAUCGCGAUAUCCAGGAAAUACGAAACUGUGGAGUUUGAAAAUAAUUUUUCAUAAUUUGAUAUGCAAGAAAUUUCUCCCGCUUUUCCGUAACACUACUUUUUUAUAGUUUCACAAGUUAUUUUAAGUAACUAUGGACUGUACUAAUAAUAAAAUGUUAACAAUAAGUGAAUUCUACUUGCAAUUAAAAACCUAGUGAUUGGUAGUGUUCAGGUUAUUAUCAAGGGUGUAAUUGAAGAACCAUUAGCUCCAUGCCAGCGCGAAAGGGGCUGCUCGCUCCCCAAAACACGUUUUUGGAUACUAUAGCUACUAGAUUUGAUGGAACUCAUAGCAACUUUGUACUUGGUAACGCUCAAGUUCCAACCGUGUAUCCCAUUGUUUAUUGUUCGGAUGGAUUUUGUGAGUUGACGGGCUUUACAAGGGCUCAAAUAAUGCAAAAAGGAUGUGCCUGCAAGUUUCUUCAUGGACCGGAGACAAAAGAGGAGCACAAAGCAGAAAUUGACAAAGCUUUGGAAUCUAAGAACGAGCUCAAAUUGGAAGUGAUAUUUUACAAAAAGAACGGUACCCCAUUUUGGUGUUUAUUGGAUAUUGUACCAAUAAAAAAUGAGAAGCGUGAAGUUGUAUUGUACCUGGCCUCCCACAAGGAUAUCACAAAUACCAAAAUGGCAGAAAUGUCUGAAAGUGAAAUCUACGAUAGCGCACUAUUCUCUAUGUUCCAUAAAUGUGCGCAAGUGAAUUAUAUGUUGUGCACAGCGGCCGUUUUGGGGGCGCGCUUCCGAGGUUCUGCUGACUCUUGCCUCCUUGCAGACACUAACGGCAAUUUGGAUCCAGAAGCACCACACACCAACUAUGGACGUCGAAGAUCAAGAGCAGUUUUGUAUCAGCUAUCUGGUCACUACAAGCCUGAUAAACUGAAAGGAAAAUUGAAGCUCAAUAAUAAUUUGUUGAGUUCAACUCCUGCACCUCUUCCAGAAUACAAAACGGCAUCAGUGAAAAAAAGCAGGUUCAUUAUUUCCCACUACGGCAUGUUCAAAAAUGCCUGGGACUGGCUCAUAUUGAUAGCUACAUUUUAUGUAGCUGUGGUUGUACCCUAUAAUGCAAGUUUCGAGACUGAAAGGCCGUCUGUGAUUUUAGAUGUAUUCGUGGAAGCUUUAUUUUUUAUAGAUAUUCUACUCAAUUUCCGUACUACAUAUGUCAAUACAAAAGGUGAAGUAGUAUCAGCAUGGAAAACCAUAGCCAUAAACUACUUGAGAACGUGGUUUGUUGUGGACUUGCUGGCUGCACUGCCUUUCGAUUUUUUAUAUGCUCUUUAUGGUGCUGAAGAUUUGCUGCAAACAUCUGGAACCCUAUCUAGCUCCCAUACACACUUAAUUAAACUCACAAGAUUGUUGAGAUUAGCAAGACUUCUUCAGAAAAUGGACAGAUAUUCUCAAUAUAGUGCUAUGAUACUGACUCUUUUGAUGUUAUUUUUCACGUUAGUUGCCCAUUGGUUGGCGUGUAUUUGGUAUGUGAUAGCCGAAAAAGAAGUUGACACAGAUUUAGGUUGGAUCCACACCCUUGCAGAGAGACUCCAUUUACCGCAUGCCUACAAUGUAACUAGCUUAGAUGCGUAUGUCACAGCACUUUACUUUACAUGUUCCAGCUUAACCAGUGUUGGAUUUGGGAAUGUUAGUGCUAAUACUACUAACGAAAAGAUUUUUAGUAUAUGCGUCAUGUUGAUUGGAGCUUUGAUGCACGCUGUGGUAUUCGGUAACGUGACUGCAAUCAUCCAAAGAAUGUAUUCCAGACGAUCUCUCUAUCAGCAAAAAUGGCGAGAUCUCAAGGAUUUUCUCACUUUACAUCAGAUUCCGAAAGAACUAAAACAAAGAAUGCAAGACUAUUUUCAAACAAUGUGGUCACUAAAUCACGGUAUUGACAUUCAUGAGACUUUGAAAGAAUUUCCAGAAGAACUUCGAGGCGACGUUUCAAUGCAUCUGCAUAGAGAAAUUUUGCAGCUUCCCAUAUUUGAAGCUGCCUCUCAAGGAUGUCUUAAGCUUCUAUCAUUACAUAUAAGAACUAAUUUUUGUGCGCCUGGAGAAUAUCUUAUACACAGAGGAGAUGCAUUGAGCUACAUCUAUUAUAUUUGUAAUGGAUCAAUGGAAGUCGUCCAAAAUAACAUGGUUGUUGCAAUUCUAGGAAAGGGUGAUUUAGUGGGAAGCGACAUUAAUAUGCACCUUCAAAACUCAUCGAAUGGGCCAUCAAAUGAUAAUCAAAGAGAGCGUACCGCCGAUAUUGUGAUAAAGUCGAGUAGCGACGUACGCGCCUUAACAUACUGUGAUCUCAAAUGUAUGCAUAUGCAAGGAUUGGUGGAUGUAUUGAGAUUAUAUCCAGAAUAUCAGCAACAAUUUGCCAAUGACAUCCAACAUGAUCUCACAUUCAAUGUUAGAGAAGGAUAUGAAGCUGAGGUAGAGUCUGAAGGAAAUGGUUUUCCGUCUCUCACUCUUCCAAGCAUUAGUGAAGAUGAUGAAAAUGCCCAUGACGAUGGAGAAACUUCCCCUCUGUCACCCAAUAGAUCACCUUUACAUAUCGUAUCCACUAGUCCCAGGCAUGCUAAAUUUAAUUUACGGUUACAAGAAUUUCAAGAAAAGGAAAGACGCUCUAGAUUAGGUGGGAUAGCUACGAAUCAUUUAGCAAUGCUCAGACAAAGAGUAGAGAGACAACGAAGUGUCAACAUUCCACACCACUCAACGUCAAAUUCGAUAGAAGGUCUCAAUUGUGAAUUCAAAAGUGAUGUUGAAAAUUCUAGAAAUGGAGUAGACCGAUUAGACGAUCAAAUUUCUACCUUACAUCAGGAUGUUGCAGCACUUAGUUUAGAGGUGCGAAACGCUAUUCACGCUCUUCAAGAAAUGACGACUCCAUCUUCUUGCAGUGCUUCAGUCAUCAAUUAUUCUGCUCAAUCUAACCCAAACAUUGCACACCUCCAUCAUAGUCCAUCCAGUAAGUCAAAUAGUGGACCAUUAGCUAGGAGCAACUCUCAUCCACCAGAAAUAUUUUGUUGGGGUGAUCCUCCAUCACCUCCCUUCCAUGCCAUAAGAACUUACACUGACUCGGAAACUCAAACCGAUUCCAACCUAACCAACAUGCACCAAUAUAUAAAAGAAAAUCCUACGAGAGCUUUGGAAAUUUUGGGUUUAGAUCCUAAAAAAGUUUUUAAUUGUAUGGAAGUGAGAAAAAGUAGAAGUAUACCUGAUUAUACAGAUAGAUUCAGAAACUUUCUAGACAUUGCUGAAUUCAGUGUAAGUGCAAAUGGUCAAUCGGACUCCUGUCUGGUAAAUAUAGAAUCUAAAAUACUUAUGGAAGAGAAUUGUUCAUCAUCACGGAAGGUGGAUAGAGGUGAUAGAAAAGUGGAAAGUCUUGAAACAUUGGAUUUAAGUGAGGCACGAAACGCGUUGUUUAAAAUUCGAAAUAAUAUAGGUUAGAGUAAAAGUAUUUUCAUAGCGGUUCGAAAUGAUAACUGAUUUGGACAAAUAAGUGUAUAGCAGUUAUUUGUGACGUGGGUUUUAUAACUGUGUUUGGACACGAAAAAUAAACGAGGACAAUCUGUACAUGAAAUUCUAAAUUGUAACAAAAUUCUCAAGUUAA
Diorhabda carinulata is the source of this 3650-nucleotide messenger RNA. RefSeq names its product potassium voltage-gated channel subfamily H member 8-like. The record is from RefSeq and is a predicted model, not a curated record. The transcript has 15 exons. Gene Ontology annotation, molecular function: voltage-gated potassium channel activity. Gene Ontology annotation, biological process: regulation of membrane potential; potassium ion transmembrane transport. Lineage: Eukaryota; Metazoa; Arthropoda; Insecta; Coleoptera; Chrysomelidae. Gene Ontology annotation, cellular component: membrane. The coding region runs from base 281 to 3487 and encodes 1068 amino acids.